AUGAUUAGAUCCGUUUUCAUUUGACACGACAGUGCAUUGAAAAUAUCACAUGAAGUAUCGCGACAAUCCACCAAGACAUCAGCGCCAUACGGUUAGUAAGCUGCACGAGCGAGUGCCGAGAAAGAAGAAAAAGACGUCUAAUCCGCGCCUUUGGUAAUCGAUCGGUUAGAGCGAAGUCGCCUCGCGUCGCGACGCGUAUAACACCGUGUCUCGAGGAACGUAACGGAAUCAGAACCAGUAUGGCCGGAGGACCUCAGCUGUUUUCACGUCACUGCCUACGUAUCUAAGAAACGAGGAGGAAAAAUUAGUGAAUCACCAGCACCGCCGCCGUCGUGAUCCGGCGUUGAAUUUAGAAACAGAAGGAAAAAUGUCGUCGGUUAAGGUGGCGGUGAGGGUACGACCCUUCAACAAUCGUGAGAUCUCCCGUGAGGCACAAUGCAUCAUCGAAAUGUCCGGCAGCACCACUUCGAUAUUGAAUCCCAAAGCACCACCGGGUACCAAAGAUGCGAUCAAAAGCUUCAACUACGAUUAUUCUUAUUUUUCCAUGGACCCAAACGAUAUAAAUUAUUCUUCACAAUUGAUGGUCUACAAGGAUAUCGGUGAAGAGAUGUUGGAACACGCUUUCGAAGGGUACAAUGUAUGCAUAUUUGCAUACGGACAAACUGGUGCUGGUAAAUCUUACACAAUGAUGGGCAAACAAGAAGAAGGUCAAGAGGGUAUAAUACCUCAAAUUUGCAAGGACCUCUUUAGAAAAAUCAGUCGCAAUUCAAACGAGUGCCUGAAAUAUUCGGUGGAAGUCAGUUACAUGGAGAUAUACUGCGAAAGGGUGCGAGAUCUUUUGAAUCCUAAGAACAAAGGUAAUCUUCGAGUACGAGAGCAUCCUCUACUUGGACCGUACGUCGAGGAUUUGUCGAAACUAGCAGUGAUGUCUUACCAGGACAUCCACGAUCUCAUCGACGAAGGCAACAAAGCGAGAACGGUGGCAGCCACGAACAUGAACGAGACAUCGAGUAGAUCUCACGCGGUGUUUACGAUAUUUUUCACACAACAAAAGCAAGACUCAGCUACCGGGUUAGUGACCGAGAAAGUCAGCAAAAUUUCACUGGUCGAUUUGGCUGGCUCUGAAAGAGCUGACUCCACUGGGGCAAAGGGUACCAGGUUGAAAGAAGGUGCUAACAUCAAUAAAAGUUUGACAACACUUGGAAAGGUCAUCAGUGCCCUGGCUGAAAUUGCGGCCACUAAAAAGAAGAAAAAGGCCGACUUCAUCCCCUACAGAGAUUCCGUACUGACAUGGCUGUUGCGAGAGAACCUUGGAGGGAAUUCUAAAACAGCGAUGAUCGCGGCAGUGAGUCCUGCAGACAUCAAUUACGACGAAACUCUCUCCACUCUACGAUACGCCGACAGAGCGAAGCAGAUAGUUUGCAAAGCUGUUGUCAACGAGGAUGCAAACGCGAAGCUUAUUCGAGAGCUCAAGGAAGAAAUUCAGAAAUUACGGGAGCUACUGAAACAAGAGGGUAUUGAUGUACAAGAAGGGCCAGAUGGUAAAGUCACAUAUGAAAAGAAAGAAUCUAGAGACGAGAUCGUCAGAGCAAACAAACGCGAGGACGAUGUGAAGGAAAGUAGAUCCAGGAUCCCGUCUCAUACAACGUCGACAAUCGCUGAGGAAGCGGUGGAUCAAUUGCAGGCUUCAGAAAAAUUGAUAGCCGAGUUGAACGAAACUUGGGAAGAGAAACUGAAGAGAACAGAGUUGAUUCGUCUUCAACGCGAAGCAGUGUUCGCAGAGAUGGGUGUUGCCGUGAAAGAGGAUGGUGUCACUGUUGGUGUAUUUUCACCGAAGAAGACCCCUCACUUGGUGAACUUGAACGAGGAUCCCCUCAUGUCGGAAUGCCUAAUUUACUAUAUCAAAGACGGCUUCACGCGUAUCGGUAGCGCUGAAGCAAACAUACCUCAAGACAUUCAACUAUGCGGCCCGUAUAUACUGAGCGAACACUGUGUAUUCGAGAACCACGAAGGUAUCAUUACCUUAAUUCCAAAGAAAAGUGCUUUGAUCUACGUUAAUGGACGCGAGGUGACCGAACCGAUAGUUCUGAAAACUGGUUCCCGUGUUAUCUUGGGAAAGAAUCAUGUAUUCAGAUUCAAUCAUCCGGAUCAAGUACGAGAACGAAGAGAAAAAGGAUCUCCCGCUGAGACACCCGGAAAUGGAGAAACAGUCGACUGGAAUUUCGCCCAGAUCGAGUUGCUGGAGAAACAGGGGAUAGAUCUAAAGGCUGAAAUGGAGAAACGAUUGUUGGUUCUUGAAGAACAGUUCCGUAAAGAGAAGGAAGAAGCGGAUCAGUUGUUCGAAGAACAGAGAAAGAGCUACGAGGCCCGAAUAGACGCUCUCCAGAGACAAGUUGAAGAGCAAAGUAUGACAAUGUCAAUGUACAGCAGUUACACACCUGAAGACUUCAAUAACAUCGAAGAAGACAUCUUUGUCAACCCCUUGUUUGACGCAGAGAGCAACUGGACCGAGAGAGAGUUCCAGCUGGCCGCUUGGGCCUUCCGCAAAUGGAAAUAUCAUCAAUUCACAAGCCUUCGGGAUGAUCUCUGGGGCAACGCUAUAUUCCUCAAAGAAGCUAACGCUAUUUCUGUCGAACUCAAAAAGAAGGUGCAAUUCCAGUUUACUUUGCUCACGGAUACGCUUUAUUCGCCGCUUCCCCCGGAUCUCUUGCCAGCUGUAGAUGAAGACGAAGAAGAGGAACGACCGUUCCCGCGUACAAUAGUCGCUGUAGAAGUACAAGACACGAAGAACGGUGCAACACACUACUGGACACUCGAUAAACUAAGACAGCGCUUGGAGCUGAUGCGACACGUGUACAACGAGGACUCGAGCCCCAGCACUCCGGAGGCCAAAGAGGAUAUUUUCCAAUGUCUAACGGCCUACUCUAAUCCGAAGUUCUCGCUCGCAAAUCUUUUGCCUUCGAGACAAAGACUUGAACUGAUGAGAGAAAUGUACCAUAACGAGGCUGAACUUUCACCUACGUCUCCGGAUUUCAAUAUAGAAUCCAUUACUGGCGGUGACCCAUUCUAUGAUCGUUUUCCAUGGUUCCGAAUGGUUGGCAGAUCCUUCGUGUACCUCAGCAAUCUUAUGUACCCGGUACCGUUGAUUCACAAAGUAGCGAUAGUCAACGAGAAGGGAGACGUGAAAGGCUACUUGCGUGUAGCCGUCCAAGCCGUGGUUGAAGAGGAAAACAGCGAAUACUCGAGUGGCGUCAGACAAUCGGCUAGAAUUUCCUUCGAGGACGACCUGUUCGGUAGCCAGAAACAGAACAAACGUAACACAUUGUUGACUCAGACCCUGGAGAAGAAUCGGCAAAUACUUUUAAACGAAGAACGCGUCGUAGAGGGUCAUAAUGAACAGAAAGACACGAAGGAAGAUGACGAUAUCUGCGAUGCUGACAGUGGCAGGGGCGAUAGUUCAGUUUCUAGCGACAUGAAGGAAGAGGAACUACCGGAUCAUCUGUUACUUGGUUCUGAAUUCACGUUUAGGGUGACUGUACUGCAAGCAAUGGGUAUUUCCACAGAAUAUGCCGACAUCUUCUGCCAAUUUAAUUUCUUGCAUCGACACGAUGAAGCGUUUUCAACGGAGCCAGUGAAGAACACAGGAAAAGGAAAUCCACCUGGAUUUUAUCAUGUGCAAAAUAUUACUGUUACUGUGACAAAAUCAUUCUUGGAGUAUCUGAAAACUCAACCCAUAGUAUUCGAGGUAUUUGGCCACUACCAGCAGCAUCCUCUGCACAAGGACGCCAAACUGGAAUACGUACGGCAGCCACCAAAGAGGAUGCUUCCACCAUCGAUACCAAUCAGCCAACCCGUACGUUCACCAAAAUUCGGAAGCGUUUUACCAUCACCAAGCACAUCUCAUGUACACGCCAAGUACGAUGUGUUAGUAUGGUUCGAAAUUUGUGAGCUAGCACCUAACGGCGAAUAUGUACCAUCCGUGGUCGACCACAGCGACGAUCUACCUUGCCGUGGACUCUUCCUAUUGCAUCAAGGAAUUCAGCGUCGCAUUCGAAUCACCAUCGUUCAUGAACCAGCGUCUGAAUUACGAUGGAAGGACGUAAGAGAAUUGGUUGUUGGGCGUAUCAGAAAUACACCAGAACCGGAAGAGGAAGACAACGACUCGUCGGUGCUCUCGUUAGGCCUGUUCCCUGGGGAGUACCUAGAGGUACCUGGAGACGAUAGGUGCAUGUUCAGAUUCGAAGCUGCGUGGGAUAGUUCUCUUCACAAUUCGGCCUUGCUCAACAGAGUGACAGCAUACGGAGAACAGAUAUUCAUGACUAUAUCUGCCUAUCUUGAACUGGAGAAUUGUGGAAGACCAGCAAUCAUCACUAAAGAUCUGAGCAUGAUCAUUUACGGCAGAGACGCCAGAGUAGGGCCACGUUCUCUGAAGCAUCUCUUCAGCGGAAGUUAUCGCAAUCAAGAAGCGAACAGACUGAGCGGCGUUUACGAGCUGGUGCUGCGUCGUUCUUCGGAAGCAGGUAGCCCAGGUGUUCAAAGGCGACAACGUCGUGUACUUGAUACUAGCUCUACAUACGUGAGAGGAGAAGAAAACCUCCAUGGAUGGAGACCAAGAGGAGAUAGUUUAAUAUUCGAUCACCAAUGGGAAUUGGAGAAAUUGACGAGAUUAGAAGAAGUAGAGAGGGUUAGACACACGUUAUUGUUAAGAGAGAAACUUGGUAUCGAUAAGGUUUCAUUCUGCAAUAAAAUAUCACACGAUUUCACAAAGAGUGAAAAGGAAGUUUGCAAUAUGAUGGCGAAAGCUACAAACGAACCGCACGCUAGUCCAGUCAAAUUGAAACGUUCAACGAGUAAAGAUGUCUACGAACCUUGGGAGAUGACCGAGAGAGAAAGAGAAUUGUCCACAAAAUACAUAAAAUUAAUUCAAGGUCGGAUUCCAAAUAAAGAACCCAUACUACUUUCCGACGUUUCACCCGGAGAAGACACUAUGGCUGAUAUGACAACAUCCAUGAUGUCUUCGGUGAUAUCGUCCUCGUCCCAAGAGUCAGUAUACGAGAGAGCUAGUGAUUACUUAGAGCAGGCUGCUGGUAUAAUAGUAUGGAGCAGAUCUAAGUCGUGCAUCCUUAGGUUGAGUUCACCGGAGAGGGCUAGACUGCAGGAAUUGCAAGAGAGUAUAUUGGCAAGCGAAUCAGCGAACCAAACGUGUACCGUAGCCCCGGCACCAUUAGGUUCCUCUUCCCCGUCUAAGGAGAAUUUGGUGCUUUAUGUACCGGAAGUUGAAGAGAUUCGCAUCAGUCCAGUUAUCGCUAGAAAAGGUUAUCUAAAUGUUCUCGAGCACAAGACUAAUGGUUGGAAGAAACGUUGGGUGGCUGUACGACGACCGUAUGUUUUAAUCUUUCGGGAAGAAAAGGAUCCAGUGGAAAGGGCUCUUAUCAAUUUAGCUACUGCUCAAGUUGAAUAUUCUGAAGAUCAAUUAGCUAUGGUGAAAGUACCGAAUACUUUCAGUGUUGUUACAAAACACCGAGGGUAUUUGCUGCAAACUUUAGGGGAUAAAGAAGUUUACGACUGGUUAUACGCUAUUAAUCCUUUACUCGCUGGUCAAAUCAGGUCAAAAUUAGCGCGCAAAGGACCGACAGCAACGAACCUGAUUAACGCAUCGCCCGUUGGUCUAGCUCCACCGAUAGAUCAACAGUCGAAUCAAAAUAAGUGAGUGGUCGACACGUUGGCCGAGGUAACAAGCGUAAUUACGAAAGCCUCCGAGAAAAUGCUAUGCUGGUCGCACUCGGCCUUCGAGUCCCAUGAUCUUUGUAGCUUUCGAUUUUCGGUAGUCUUCGAUUAUUAAAUGGCUCGGGAAUGCGUAUUAUUGAUCGGUUACUAGAUUUCGAUAGCCGCCGAUUAAUAUGUCGCGACGUCUUGAUUUAAGCGACCGCCAACCCCUUUUAUGCCUGACGACCGAAUAGAGAGAUGCAAAACUAAACGCGGAGGCGUUCGUAUUUCGAAAAAAGAAAGAAAUUUAAAAGAAAAGAAAAAAAAAAUUAUUACUUUCAAUAAUCGCGAACUCUUCCUCUCAUCGAGUUUCUCCGUUCGUUUCGCGACAUAAAGCGAAACGUGUUCAAACGUUGAAGAGACUGUCUAUUGCAGGAGCUCGCGAUUCUCACUCUUACGAUAUGUAUAUUCGAAUUUCUCGGUAUUAGUCGAUCGAAGCGAUUCUCUGAAGCGUGGAGGCGAAAAGGAACGUAUUUAUGCCUAAAUAAAACAUUCCUAAGACGAUCAUAGAGAACGACGGCAAGAGAUACACACUGUAGGUAUACUUACGUAAAAAUUAAAAAAAAAAAAAAAUAGAAAAACAGAGAAGAUGUGGCGCGUGAGGAAGUAAGAAAGAGAGGGAGAGAACGAAAAUAGUGUUUGGUCAAGGGGGUGAAGGGAGAUUAUGAAUUUCUGUGUGUUCAUGCCUGGGAUAUUCUACGCCCGAUAAAAGCGUGUAGAAUCGCGGAUUAUUUCGAACGAAUUAUAAACACGGUAAUCGUUGAAUAAUUAAUUGUUAGCCAUUUGUUUACUUAUUGUGUUAUUGCUAGUCGCGACCGUCAUCGAAAUAAUCCUUUGCCCCCUUUGUUUCGUGUUCUGUAACACGUUCGACGUCUCGAAUACAUGACAAAAGUAGGAUUAUUGAAUCAGCAAUUGGUUUCGUGGCUCGAAUUUUUAUUCUUACUGUAGAUCAGUAUUCGAUUUAGAAACGAACAGUUUGCAGUAUUAUUUAUUAUAAGUUUCUAGGUUACCUUUUUAUCCAUAAUUCAAACAUUAAUCUUAUUAGUUUUUGUUAAAGUUCAUUUCAAGGGUCAUCAUUUUUCUAAUUGAUUUUAACAUACAUAUGUAUACCAAAGAUUUGAGAGAAACGAAUACCAAGUAUCCCACUGGAUACCAGAUUAUAGUAGAAACCUUAAAAGUUUCGAGACGGAUUAUUUUCUCGGUCAUUUUAUACGCGGUGGCCUACCCACGAAUGUACGCCCCGUUCCUGUUACCGUUUUUGCUUACUAACUGUUGUAGAAUAUGAUAGUUUUAUUUUGUUAAUGACGACACGCGUAUCGGGAAAAGAACGAGAAAACGUAAUCUAAUAAGUUGUACGCACUCGGCAUUUAACCCUUUGAAGCAAAAGCAAUUCGACGAAAAAAAAAGAAAAACAACAUUGAUCAUUUCUUUUCUACUUUUAAUAUAUGUAUAGCUUUUACCUUGUAGUAUUUAUUAUAGUUAGUUGAAUUGAUAUACAUAUUAUUAAUUUUCUUUUAUGUUACAUAUUCGUAGAUGUAGUAGCAUUUAAAUUGUAAUUGUACCCCUUCGUUCAGGGCUAUAUCGUGAUUAUUCAUAAUUGUAAAUUGGAAUUGUCAGUGCAUUUACUUAACAUUGCCAAAUGCAUAUUGUAUUCAACGAUCGCAAGUUUUCGCGUGAGUAGUUGCUCUACGAUUCAAAGUACAACUAUCAUUUGAUAUUAUAUGUAUAUUACAGGGAUGAAUUUAAUUUUAUUAAAAAUUUUUUUAAUUUUUUAAUUUAUAGCGUUGCAGAAUAACAAAAACAAAUGAUGGACAAUAUUAAUAAUUAUUUUAUUAAAAUUUGUUUUAAAACGCCCUUAAAAAUAAUUAUAAUUAAAAAGUCAGAUUGAUGAUAUUUCCUCUUUUAGAAUAAAAAGAGUGGUGCAAUAUUGGCUAAUAUUUAAAGUUAACGUUCUUUUAUCUUUCAAUCUGUAAGAUAAACAGUGCAAUAUUAUUUAAUCUUUUUUCAAUUUCUUCUUUAUCAAGAGAUAACUCAGCAUGUAGUAUUGUUAGAUUGUUAUUCGUGUUUAAUAAUGUACCAAAAAGACUCCAGAUCCUGUUGAAAAUAGGGAUGGAAAAAAUCCAUGUAAGAUAAAUAUAAGAGAUAAAUAUAAGAAGUAUAAUAUCCAUAACUAACUGACAAAAGGCACAUUAAAUAUCUGAGAACUGAACGAUAUAAGAGGUAUACUCUCUGUGCAUUGAUAUUUUCUAAGAUGUUUAUUGUAUAUCUAUAAAAUAAUUGUACUUUAACAAAUAUAGAAUUAAAAUGAAGACUUACGAGAUGCGCUUUUACACGAUAUAAAGAACAAAAAUAAUCUAUGCAUAAUUAAAUUGUUCGGUUUUUUUAAUACGUAAGAAGAAGAGAAGAAAAAAAUGCAUAAGGAAAUAAUACCAGCGCAUAAUACAUUUAACAAACAUUACUUACGGUAAUAUAGUAUUUUACAUUUUUAUUAUACAUUUUUAAUCAUAUUAUUUAUGUAAAAUUUAGUUCUUCUACUACAUAUAACAAAGUGUAUAUGUAAGUAAUAUGAAGCAAAAAAGGGAAACGUUGCUUCAGGGGGUUAAAGUGUUAAUUUAUUAUUAUAGAAAAGAAAAAGGAAAAAAAAAUGAAAUUGGAAAAUGGAAAAAA
Molecule: messenger RNA, 8433 nt
Organism: Osmia lignaria (orchard mason bee)
Lineage: Eukaryota; Metazoa; Arthropoda; Insecta; Hymenoptera; Megachilidae
Source: RefSeq, a predicted model, not a curated record